AUGACCACAGUGGCAUUAAAUCAAAAUGUGACAGUAAAAUUAGUGGUACCAGGUCAACUAGCAGAUCCAGUGAUACGAAACUAUCUAAUGGGCAAAUCUGCAAGCAAUAAGAAUCUGCUCAGCGAUUGCGUUAGCAGUGUUGAAUCAUCAGACAAUAAUCAUAAGACUAAGAAUGAAAACUCAACCAGCCCUUCAAGCGAUAAGAAGAUUAUUGAGAGAAACAAGUUAAAAAAGAACAAAAGUAGCUGCUCAAAUUACAAAAGAUCCGUCGAUGUAAGCGAUUGGGCCCUAAAAAAAGCUAAUAGAGUAAAAUCUAGUAACGAUCAAAAACCAUCAUCCGAAAGUAGAUGCCAAAAGGAAACUAAAGAUGCUAUGAAGCGAAGAAAGUCUGAGAAAAGUUCGAUUAUCAAUAAGAUAUCCAGCCAAAUGGACGUUAAAAAGCGAAAAGUCUCAAUGUCGAGCUCUGAGGAAGAGUUCGAUAUUCCUUCUGACCCUAAUGAGCCAGUUUACUGCUACUGUCAAAAGGUAUCAUACGGAGAUAUGGUUGCGUACGACAAUGACAAUGAGUGCGAGAUAGUAUGGUUCCAUUUUGGAUGCGUUGGUUUAAAAUCAAUUCCAAUUGGAAAGUGGUUCUGUACAGAAUGUUCUAAAAAGAAACGAGACACUGGAAAAAACGUUCGACGAUCGUGCUGA
Molecule: messenger RNA, 693 nt
Organism: Nasonia vitripennis (jewel wasp)
Lineage: Eukaryota; Metazoa; Arthropoda; Insecta; Hymenoptera; Pteromalidae
Product: inhibitor of growth protein 3-like
Exons: 3
Coding region: 1-693 (230 amino acids)
Source: RefSeq, a predicted model, not a curated record